This is a messenger RNA of Hyaloscypha bicolor E, 738 nucleotides long. RefSeq names its product NAD(P)-binding protein. The record is from RefSeq and is a predicted model, not a curated record. Gene Ontology annotation, molecular function: oxidoreductase activity. The transcript is spliced from 2 exons. Lineage: Eukaryota; Fungi; Ascomycota; Leotiomycetes; Helotiales; Hyaloscyphaceae. The coding region runs from base 1 to 738 and encodes 245 amino acids.
AUGGCGCCAUCUUUUGGAAGUAAGAUCGUCCUGAUCAUAGGUGCAGAAAGGGGUAUUGGCCGAGGAGCAAGUAUCAAGCUCGCAAAAUUAGGUGCUACAUUAGCGUUGACAGACAUCAAUGAAGCUUCUCUCGACAAGACAUGUAAUUUAUGUACAAGUACGAAUCACCACUACACUUCAGCCUUUGAUGUUGGAUCAACAGAGAAGUGCAACGAAUAUGUCUCAGUCAUUAUAUCAAAAUAUAACGGCAUCGACCACAUCUUCAACUGUAUUGGUAUAAACGGUGUUUACCAAUCAACAGUUGACGUCACAGAUGCACAUUGGGAUAAGAUGUUCAACACAAACGCCAAAGGCUUCUUAAACAUCACACGCGCCUGUAUACCUUAUCUCAAGUCUGGUGCCCCUCUCGAAAACCCCAUAUCCGCGUUUGGAAUCUCCCCCGUUGCCAGUUUUGCUGCCUACUGCGCUACAAAUGCUGCGGUUAUUGGAUUCUCAAUGAACAUGGCGCUUGAGCUGGGCCCGAGGGGGAUCAGGACUAAUAUCAUUGUUUCCAAAGCUAUGAGAGCACCGACGAAUGUGCAGCGAGGCGAUUUCGUUGUAGAUAGGGGAGCCGAGGAUAUUACGGAUGUGGUGGCAUUCUUGUUCAGUGAUGAAUCGAGGUAUAUGAAUGGGAGUGCGGUUAAAUUACAGGCGGCUUUUUGUGAAAAUAACAUAAAGGGAUUAGACCCAGCAUUCUGA